This is a messenger RNA of Nylanderia fulva, 3598 nucleotides long. RefSeq lists its product as uncharacterized. Lineage: Eukaryota; Metazoa; Arthropoda; Insecta; Hymenoptera; Formicidae. The record is from RefSeq and is a predicted model, not a curated record.
AAGCCGAGGCCGUGGCGCCUCGGUGCUGCUUCGGGGCACCGACGUGUGUGCUCCAGAGUUGUGCUCGGUCUGUGCUAACUCAGUGUCGACCGAUCGGUACCAACGCGAGGGCACCAGCCAGUUGUUCUCCAGCCGCGCCCGUUCGCCGUGUCUCCGCGAGUGUGUUCCGUCAGUAUUAACGUAUCGAUCGUGUUAGGUGAUCCGUCAUCGACGACGCGAGAUUAGUUCCUCGACUAGAGACGUGUGUUUUACAAUAAUCACGGAAGCUUGCUUUCGAAAAGAAGAGAGCAGCGAGAAGAGAUCACUCAUCGGAAAGACGACGCUUACGUGUCAGCAUUUUCUUUUUGCCACUCACAAUCAGUGCCGGGCCUCGUGGGUCCCGGGUCGAUCUCUCUUUUACAUUCGAAGGAUCCGAACGAGAGGCAAUCGUAGAGGACACCUGCCGGUUGCGGCAGGUCACGAAGAACAGGUUUGAAGAUGGCCUACAUUGUUGAGCCUUAUCGGUAAAGGAGGAACCAACUGGUCGCCGCACGAGCGACUUGACUAGAAAAGGAUUGGUGAAAUAGUUAAAACAAAAAAAAAAAGAAAAAAAAGAAAUAUGGGACAAGCAUGGUGCAAAGAGAGGACCUCCAAGGCCCAGGACUCCAAGUCCCCGUUGGAUCGGGUUUUCUUACGAUGCGCCCAUCGGAUUUAUCCAAGUUUGAAGGAGGAAGGCUCAGUUUUAGGAAGUGCUACGCAAAGAGUUACGAGCUCCGAAAUAGGAUACGCCGGCUCGCCACCAAGGGAGGUGCUUGCGAGAGGACGUAGCAUAGACUCCAUGGACAGGCCCUUUCAUCCCAGCGACUGGGUGGACGUUAAUCUAGAAGUGCCUAGCCCGCCGAGAGCGAGCUCGCCUCUCACGAAUUCAACCGCCGACACUAGUCUGUAUCCCGCUACCACACCUACAUCCAGCUGUUCCAAUCUAAAGGACGUAAUUCCCGUGCCACCUCCGAGGCGAAAAAAAAGAAACAGGAGCAGACCCUUGCCGCCAAAACCGGACGAGAUUCCUGAGAGCGUAAGCAACAAUUUGAGACGCGGCGAUACGUGCGAGGAACCGUUAUAUUUGUCGGUCAGAUCGCCAAAGACGAGUGCCGAUGACCGCGACGGUGACGUCGAGACGCGAGGAACGAUCUGUCCGGAAGAGCCCAAGCACGAAGGACGAAGGACGAAGGAGGUCUACGAGCAUAAAGUUAACGGCACCGGAAGGAUAAUAUCCAGCGAGGUGGUUUCCGGCAGGAGGACGUCCACCGACAAGAAAAGUUGGAGGACUUCGGAGUCGGGGCACCAUCACCGGAAAGUUGUUGAGAACGAGGAAUACGAGCGAUUCGCCGGGAGUCAGUCGAUCAAGGACUCUUCGACCCCUAAUCGCCAGGACAGACGGAAGUCGAAGGAGCUCGAGCAGCGGAUCAGGGAUCCCUCGAGGGACGACGAAAGACCGGAAGCAAAUACAAGGACGAAGAACUACAGCACCGUUAGCUUGCCGAAUUACGAUGAGUUGGACGUGUCUAGGCAUUCUGCGAAAAGUACGGCAGAGAACGAGAGAGGCACAGGGGAGAAAAUGAAGUCGAGGAGACCCGUCAGAAGCAGCACUGUCUCGCUUCCGGCCGAAUCUUUCCUGUCGCCUUUCUCCGAGAAAACCUGCGUACACAUCGAAGAUUAUAUCCCGCGACGUGGCAGCAUCGAGCACCUGUCGGUUCAUCAGGUGCUGGGGAAGCUGGGCUCCAGCGAGAACGAGGUCACCGACGGCGGAUUCAUGAAGUACGAUCCGCAUAAAUUGGAGGAUUGGGAUCUCAGCGACAUCAGUAAUUGCGACCCGAACCGGCGACUCUCCGGCGAGUUCCAGUAUUCGCCAGUGAUCCUUAACGACGAAACAGCAGAGAAAAGAUUUUCCAAGGAAACGGAUGUCGUCGAUUUUUCGCAACAUUCCGGGGAGGCCGAAACGACCGAGGUCGAAAUCUCGUGUGUCCGUCGAGAUUUGACUUCGCCGUUGCAGAAACCGGAAUCUUUCGGCCAGGCACCGUCACCGAUGUUUGAUUCUGAUAGAGAAUCCAAAUAUCCCGAUGAUUGGCUCACAGAUCGAGAUAGAUAUUUCGAUCCCCCCAAAAUGUCGGAAAUCUGUCACGUAUCACCGACUUGUGAGUUAGCGACGUCGUCAGUUAAAAGAGAGCCGUUCUUUUUGAACGAGGAACUUCAUCGCUCGGCUUUAGAUACGAUCGGAGGGUCCUGCAGGAACGGCGUCGUCAUCCGGGAAUCCGAUCGAUCCGACCAAUCGAGCCUGAUCUUCGGCCGUAAUCUGUCGAACGAGAGCGAACCAUACGACGAUCCGUACGAGUCGAAGGAGCUGCGUGCACAUUCCGACGUAACGAACAAGCUAAUCAGAACGAUAUCGGAGGAAUCGCUGCCGCAGGAGAUGCUGGAGGGAGUGGACGAGGAAAUCAUCGACUUCUUCGACGAGAAGUUAACCAAGGAUACGACCAACGAAUCGAAGAAGGAUUGCCAGCGGAUGAAGACGCCGCCGCCGAGUCCGGAACCGAGAAUCAAGGCUCAGAUCCUGGACAAUGAUCAUUCGACCUUGUUGAAGGUUCUGAAUGACGAGGCGGCUGACGGAAGCAACCUCAGCUCGAUGACGCCGAGCCUCACCGAGCUCGAGGCAGCGCUUUCGGACAUGUUAGAGAAGGAGGAUCAGCCCGACGAAACUGCAAAGAUGCGAGAAAAUACGAACGGAGAUUCGAAACAGACGGAGUCUAUGGAGAAGCUUCUCGAGCCAGAAAUAGUACCCGUAGACAAGCACAAUGCAGUCAAUAGAAGUAUGUCAGAUCAACAUAGUUCGGUUAGCGAUGACAUUCUAGUCGAUAAAACACUUGAGCAUAAGACGUCGGAUCUGUUGUCUGUGUCCUUGGAUCAAAUCCUCGGAGAUUCGACGUCGACGCCGAAGAAAAGAAAAGUGUCCUUCUGCAUCUGGGAAGAGAAAGUCGUGACGGACGACGAGGUCAAAAAUAAUGAAGAAUGUGAAGCGAAAAAUGUAAAUGAAACGACGAAUCUUGAUGUCAAGUCGUCUGAAUUUUUUGGAGAUGUUGAGAUUAAUAGCGCAAAGUCUGUUGGAGAAGUGCCUGAGAAGCCUAGCAGAUUAUUUCAAAAUUUGGAGAAUGUAGCUGAAGAUUUGACACAAAUUCCUACGCCGCCACGAAGAAAGAAUAAAAGUUUAAAUUCUACACAGGAAUCAGUCAGAAUUAUAGAAAAUUACCCCGAAGAUCCUGAUCCUCGUCCCAAUGAUAGACUUAUAUAAUAGAUUUAUAUAUUACGUAAUCUCGUAAUAUUUCUGUUGUUAUGUGAUUAUAUACGAUAACAUAAUUUUAAACUUUUUUUUGUGCCACAUAAAUCGUUAAUAAUACAUUUAAUAUAUUAGUUUGUGAUUGCUAUAACUGAUAACCAUUAAUGUGUAAUUAAUAAACAAAAAAAAACAAAAUUUUAACGCAUACAUUAUUUAAAUUCGAAUAUCUCUAAAAAAAUGUUGCCACAUUUGCACCAUUAUAUACACUUGUAUAUUAUUCACAAAAUA